GGAGUCUGUGCGCGCUGCGGGGCCACACUGCGCCGCUACUGAGGACACACAAGCACUGUGAAACGGGAAUAGGGAACGGAAACGGCACGGUAGCACACUGCACAGGGGAUACGCUACCCCUUAUCAAAUAUAAAUUGCAGAUUAACAUCUAAAGGACCCGGAACCCUCGGAAAUAAGAAGACUAUCCGCACCGACAUCCCCAACGAAUAUAUUUUAGCCACCACGGCGAGGGAACAAUGAAGGAUCGUACGCAAGAACUACGAAGUGCUAAGGACAGCGACGAUGAUGAAGAAGUGGUCCACGUCGACCGAGAUCACUUUAUGGAUGAGUUCUUUGAACAGGUGGAGGAGAUUCGCGGCUGUAUAGAGAAGCUCUCUGAAGAUGUGGAACAGGUGAAGAAGCAGCACAGUGCCAUCCUGGCAGCGCCCAACCCUGACGAGAAGACCAAGCAGGAGCUGGAGGACCUGACAGCUGAUAUCAAGAAGACAGCCAAUAAAGUGCGCUCAAAAUUAAAAGCGAUCGAGCAGAGCAUUGAGCAGGAGGAAGGAAUGAACAGAUCAUCCGCAGACUUGCGAAUCCGGAAGACACAGCACUCGACGCUGUCGCGUAAGUUUGUGGAGGUCAUGACUGAGUACAACACCACGCAGUCCAAAUACAGAGAUCGUUGCAAGGACCGUAUCCAGAGGCAGCUGGAAAUCACUGGGAGAACAACCACCAAUGAGGAGCUGGAAGACAUGCUGGAGAGCGGCAAGCUGGCCAUCUUCACUGAUGAUAUCAAAAUGGAUUCCCAGAUAGACAAGCAAGCUCUCAACGAGAUCGAGACCAGACACUCUGAGAUCAUGAAACUGGAGAACAGCAUCCGCGAGCUGCACGACAUGUUCUUGGACAUGGCCAUGCUCGUGGAGAGCCAGGGUGAAAUGAUUGACAGAAUCGAGUACAACGUGGAGCACUCGGUGGACUAUGUGGAGCGGGCAGUGUCCGACACCAAGAAGGCCGUCAAAUACCAGAGCCAGGCUCGCAAGAAGAAGAUCAUGAUCAUCAUCUGCUGCGUCAUCCUGGGAGUCAUCCUGGCGUCCAGUAUUGGAGGAACCCUCGGCUUCUAGAACACCCAGAAGAAAGACCAACGAGAAGAAAAAAAACAGAGAGAAAUAUAUCACAUACAAUACGAGAUAAGGAAACUGUUAUUAAAAGGGGUUGGGUGGGGUUGAAAAAAACAAAGACAAAAAAAAGCAAACAAACAAACAAAACACUACACGCUAGCUGACUAAAUACAUGCUGUAUACAAAAUGUGGGUACAAGCAAACAUAAUAUGAUGUACAUGUAAAUGUAUUGAACAUAAGAACAUAAGAAACAGCACAUGGGUUAGCUCCCUGUAAAGAAAUAAUGUCGUACAGCAUUUUUCUUUCUUUAUUUUUUAAACUGUUUCUUUCGUUUCUCGGGGGGUCUCCAGGAUAGUGCCAGAUACUGCUAAAUUGUUUGUGUUCCAGCAGAGUCAAGGAUUUUAUUUGAGGGGUUGCAUUCUCGUGUUUGUUGCACAAACUUUACCGUAGACUUUUAGAGAGAGGGACUUGUGUAGCUAACACCAUAGACAAUACAGUCAAGUUUCGUUGGGAGGGAUUUCAGCUUCUCCAGACUGCUCUUGCGGCCAAUUGGUUUGAACACAGUCAUUGGCCCAUCCAAAAGCUACUGUCACGAUUUACCAGAAGCCACAAAGCAGUCGACGUAAAAGCGGGACUCGAUUCUGAUCUGAAUCAAAUCUCAUGGAUUCAGAAUUCAGAAUCUGACUUCUGUGUCUGAGAGUUGGCUGCUGUUGGCAGUCUGGUAAAGCAAAACUGACAGCAUGACCUCCAAAAACCCACGUCUUUGUUUCAUUCGACCUUCAAGAGCUUUGACUUAAAGAGCACACUGCUGAGGAUUUGGCGUGGGCUGGUUUGAAGAGGCCCAGACGUACAGACAACCCUUCCAGAGGCGCUAGACCCUGGCAGAGGGCCUUACACCAAACAGGGCCUCAUUACCAACACACCAGGAAGAAAGACAAAGCAGUCAGGGCAGUCUGUACAUUAGGCCUAACUUGUGGAACGAGGAAAUGUUACAUUUCCGAGGAAACAAAAACAGACCUAUACGACAGGUGAGGUACAAGCAUGUGCCGAACAAGUUGAACUAUGCAGUUUUGACAAACGAGUGCAGAGUUCUCCCUAACCCCAAACAGCCGAAACAAUAGGGUCGAACUAGCACCAGGCAGAGAGACGUGAUACACCGGAUCAGGAGAGAGAGAGAGAGAGAGCGAGUGAACGAGAACACUUUAGCCGCUGACGCUGUUCUUAAGAUUUUUCUGAAAAUGAAGAACGUUUAAAAGUACAGAAGAAAACUUA
This is a messenger RNA of Engraulis encrasicolus (European anchovy), 2372 nucleotides long. RefSeq names its product syntaxin 1B (gene stx1b). Gene Ontology annotation, biological process: exocytic insertion of neurotransmitter receptor to postsynaptic membrane; intracellular protein transport; synaptic vesicle fusion to presynaptic active zone membrane. Gene Ontology annotation, molecular function: SNARE binding; SNAP receptor activity. The coding region runs from base 237 to 1103 and encodes 288 amino acids. Gene Ontology annotation, cellular component: presynaptic active zone membrane; plasma membrane; endomembrane system. The transcript has 10 exons. NCBI's taxonomy places the organism in Eukaryota, Metazoa, Chordata, Actinopteri, Clupeiformes, Engraulidae. The record is from RefSeq and is a predicted model, not a curated record.